GAACGUGAAGGUGUUUCCUUUUGGUCAUAACUAACUCGUUUGAAUCUCACCCACCUUUAGAAAAUCAAAGAAACUUCAAGUCUUCAACCCAACCUAGCUCUCUCUCUCUCUCUCUCUUUCUCUCUCUCUAUAUAUCUUUCUCUCUCUUCACAUAUAUAAACAUCUUUAUAUAUACUUCUAUAUUUCUAGCAAAAAAAAAAAAAAGCAAUGGAAAAAGCACAAAAUCGUCAACAAAAAGAGAAUCAAAUUCAUGGAAAGGGAAGGCCUCCUGUAUGGGAUUGUGGUAGUUCACUCUAUGACUCUUUCGAGCUCAAAUCAUUCGAACGCCAACUUGACUCGGCUAUAGCUUCAAGAACCCUGUCAAUGCCUCAUUUAUCCGAUCGCCGCGUUCUUCCACCACCACCACCACAACCACUGCAGCCCGUGUCCAAAAAGUCUUCAAAGCUUUCCCGGUCGUUUCAUAAGUUUCUUCGCUCCAUUUUUCGCCCAAAACAAAAUAAUAGUUCGUUAUUUCAGUUGCAGGAGCGAUCCCAAGAUGGAUUUUAUGUUGUUUAUGAUAGGUUCGGUUCACUUACAACCAUACCGGAGGUGCCAGAGACCGGUGUAGAACCCAGCAGCCUUUCACCGGAAAUGAAGGCGUUGGUGAGAAGAACCGCCUCUGACCGGUUUACCGCCACUUCUAUCGGUAUUUCAUGUGCUUGAUAGCUCUAAAAUGUUUGACUGUGCUAUGAUAUACUGUAGAUAGUGUACCAAUUAAGUUGAUAUUUUACUAUGGUUUUGUGAUGAUGUUAUGUAUAUGACUUUAGCUUUGAGUGAUUUUGAAGUUUUCAUA
Molecule: messenger RNA, 832 nt
Organism: Cornus florida
Lineage: Eukaryota; Viridiplantae; Streptophyta; Magnoliopsida; Cornales; Cornaceae
Exons: 1
Coding region: 208-702 (164 amino acids)
Source: RefSeq, a predicted model, not a curated record